UCCAGUAGUUGGAGUUGUUGUACACACCGGGGCAUGAGAGUGAGAGGAGAGGAGCGAUAGCGCAGUAGCUGAGUGAGCAAACAGAGGUAGAAACAUUAGGUUAUCUAUUGAGACUUAUCACACAUCGACCUGUCACCUUUUACCGCUUCGUGCACGGUCUACUUGAAGAGGCGGAGAGAAGCAGCAGCAGCAGCCCGGUCCGGUGUGCUCGAGCAGCCGCCUGUGAGAAACUCCCAAACGCGGUCGUCUCAGCUGGCAUGAGCUAACCUACCAGACAGACAUGGAAACCAAACCGUUCCUGUCAUUGGGGUUCCUGAAGCCCCAGUGCUCGUUGGCUCCUCCCAUGCAGCGGGGUCGCUCGGGCGAGGCAUGUUCCUGUUUCACCGGCAUGUGCCACCUCCAUCAGCGUCGCAUAUCCUCAGAUUCGUCAGGCCAUAUGACCUCGUCACCCCUGGGCUCACCCACAUCCCACAGAGGAAUGCACCCGUCUCUAUUAAGCCCGUCCAUGGGGCACUCGGGCUCCCUGCACUCUCCCAUCAGCUCGCUGGGUUCGCCCAUGAACGGCUUGACAUCACCCUUCUCCGUCAUCAGCUCACCGAUGGGCCCCCACUCCAUGAACUCGCCUGGUAUGGGAUACGGCCCCAGCCUUAGCCCCCAGAUGUUCCAGCUAAACUCUCCGAUGAACUCGGUCAGCAGCUCGGAGGACAUCAAGCCCCCGCUGGGCCUCAACGGCGUGAUGAAGGUUCCCGCCCAGCCCUCAGGCACCAUCCUGUCGCUCACCAAACACAUCUGCGCCAUCUGUGGGGACCGCUCCUCAGGUAAACACUACGGCGUGUACAGCUGUGAAGGCUGCAAAGGUUUUUUCAAAAGGACGGUGCGCAAAGACCUGUCCUACACCUGUCGCGACAGCAAACACUGUGUCAUUGAUAAACGCCAGAGGAACCGCUGUCAGUACUGCCGCUACCAGAAGUGUCUAGCCAUGGGCAUGAAGAGAGAAGUUUUGUUACAUGCAGCCGUUCAGGAGGAGCGCCAGCGAGCCAAGGAGAGAAAUGAGAACGAGGUGGAGUCCACCGGCUGCGCCAACGAGGACAUGCCCGUGGAGAAGAUCCUGGAGGCUGAGCAGGCGGUGGAACCUAAAACCGAGACCUACAUCGAGACCAACCUUGGUGCGCCAUCCAACUCGCCCAACGACCCGGUAACAAAUAUCUGUCAGGCGGCAGACAAGCAGCUCUUUACUUUGGUGGAGUGGGCCAAGAGGAUCCCACACUUCUCUGAGCUGCCACUCGAUGACCAGGUCAUCCUCCUACGUGCAGGUUGGAAUGAACUCCUCAUUGCGUCAUUCUCGCACCGCUCGAUAACGAUCAAAGACGGGAUCCUGUUGGCUACCGGGCUGCACGUCCAUCGCAACAGCGCCCAUAGUGCCGGAGUGGGCGCCAUCUUUGACAGAGUGCUCACAGAACUGGUGUCAAAAAUGAGGGACAUGCAGAUGGAUAAGACAGAACUGGGGUGCCUUCGAGCGAUAGUCCUUUUCAACCCAGACUCUAAAGGCUUGUCCAAUCCUGGUGAGGUAGAAGCUCUGAGAGAGAAAGUGUACGCGUCUUUAGAGGCCUACUGCAAACAGAAGUACCCCGACCAGCCUGGCCGAUUUGCCAAACUGUUGCUGCGGUUACCGGCGCUGCGCUCCAUCGGCCUCAAGUGUCUGGAGCACUUGUUCUUCUUCAAGCUCAUCGGCGACACGCCCAUCGACACGUUCCUCAUGGAGAUGCUAGAAGCACCGCAUCAAAUGACAUAAUAGCAGAGAGGGUUGAGCCCUCCUCACCCCCUCUCCCCCUCCUCAAACAGCCCUGGUUUGGGGUUCUUUUUCAAAAACAAUCUCCAGCAGGGGACAGAUUGAGUAAUGACUUUGGAUGGAGAACCUCUUCCCAUCCCUCCCUACCCUUUCCCCUUGAAAAACAAUGAAUUCUUCACGUCUGUGGGUCGGUUUUAUACCUUGUAAAAAUAUAUAAAUAAGAAAUAUAUAUAUAAGACAAAUCACACGGCAACACAUGGACUUAAAGCGGACAAAAAGAAACAUAUUGAGCCAUCGUUUUCAUCCUUGCUUUCUCCUACACUUGGACGAGAUUAAGCAGAGGUGAUCAGGUUUUUAACACCCACAGUAAUGCUUGCAGGUAUUUUGAAGAAAAUAAACGGCGAUGUCAUAUUUGGAUUCUCAGCGGGACAAUCGUGGAUUUAGAGAGCCUUGGGCUGCUUCGGCAUGGACCCGAGCCCUUUCUCUCUUUCAGGACUACAUUUUUAGGGAGGGACGCUAAGGGGAGGGGGUGAGGACAAGGUAAAGGAUAUUUUCCCACCUGGCUCCUGAACACGUCAGGUCUUGCACUAGCUGAAGUUUCCUGGAGUCAAACUCAGACUGCGAGUGCUCAAAACCCUCAGGACUCAAUUCCAACAAAUGCAACCAUGUCUUACUCUGUCAGCACUGUGCGACCCGGGUGGAGGACGACGAAAGACUUCACUAAUCAGCCCUUCAGUUAACGCUGAACAAUCCGUGCUGAGGCACACAGGAAGACCCGGCCGUUGUAUAUUAGCUCUAAGCUACACCAUGCUCUACCAGGCUACCAGCAGGCACAGGAACAACAUUUACCAUCCUUAUUUCGAACAAUGUUGGACCUUUUGUCGGCGGUCUCCCUGCUCCUGUUUUCGUCCCUUCUCCAACCUCUCCACAUCUCAUUUCAUGUGAAUUUCAACACACCGUUUUUUUACCACCUCCACACUCAGAAAUCCCUCCACGCAGCGUGUGUUUCCUCAUAUCUACCUGUACAGAAAGUUACAACCGUACACAGUAUUGACGUUAUUUUCACUUGUGAUUUUAAUGCACAAAUACCUCUGUUUCCAUCCCUCCAACCCUCAGCUCGUUGAAGCAUUUGAGGGAGAAAAGCGCUCAGCCGAGCCAUUGUUUGUUUAUUUGUAUGUUAUUUGGCACUUAACCUCAUGACAGCGGAGUUCCUAAACGGAGAGCUGAUGUGAUCUGCCUCCUGAGGUGGGAUUUGGCUCGAUCUUAAACGCACCCCUGAUUGUUUUAUCCACCUCUCUCUGCACUUCUCUGGACCACCAAGUGUCAUUCACGUCCAACUGAAAUGUUCGUUAUGUAUAGUUUGCGUUAUGCCAUUUUCCCUCCUUUUUCUCUAAAUGCUGCAGCUGCUGCAAAACUAUGCAUCUAGUGCAUUGCCAAAGAUUGUCCUUAGAGCAGGUGUGGUUCAAACAGGUGUUUGUGAGGUGGGGGUCCGAUAAUAUCUCAUCAAUGUCAUUUUCCUCACUAUUCAAACAUUGAAUAGACAUCUUGUAUUGUUUUAUCAGCUAUCAGCCCUCAUUGAAAGGUGUUUAAUGAAACGGUGAGACAAAGCAGAGUUUAAGGACAUGUUAGCUAGUGCCGAGAAUGAUAUAGGAUAAAAAAAAAAAAAAUCAGAAAUAUCUUUUAGUCCUUUUUAUCCUACAUCUACUUAUUCACCACUCUUUCAUAAGCACCUUGACACUAACUGGACCCGAAGAAGAAAGAAAAACCCUGAGCACUGUUUUCAUCAGGCUUUCAUAAACUUAGACAAUUGAAGGUCUUUGGGGUAUGGAGUCUUGAGUGUGCCACUUCAAUAAUACAUGUUUGCAAAGUGUUGAAAAAAUAUAAGAUUGUUUUAGUUUCAGUGUUUCUUACAUUUUGCAAUCAUCUGCUAAAAUAAUAAAUAAAUGUUUGCUUAUUUACAGAUUCACAAUUGGAUAUUUAAGCAUAGUCAUACUACUAGUUUUUGAUUAGGCUUUUAUCGCAAAUAUAUGUUUUUCAUGUGACGAACAUAUUUUAUAUCACAAUGAAUUUGCCUGUUGCAUUUAUAUUUACAGUUUCAAUGUGGUGAUUACUUUCAUUUGAAGAGUCGUAUGAAUAAGCAGCGACAUAGCAACAUGAGCUUUUAUUAGCUGGCUGUUUGGCUUCUGAUCUUGUCUCCAAGCAACAUUUUUAACAGUUAUGUUUGUAUUUGUCAACGUAUUAAUUGAUAAGGAAAAAGUCUGAAAUUAUUUUGGUGGCACCUACGGGACUCCAUACUCCUAUUGACUCCGACAAAAGACGCUAAUGAAAUAUCGACAAAAACAUGUUUUUCAUAACAAUUGGUGUCCAGUUUCACAGUCUAGGCGCCAUUUAAAAGCUUCAAGCGCCCUCUAGUGGACGAAAGGUAGAACUGCGACGUUACUUGAAUUUUCUAAACGUAUUUAAUCUGACAAACAAAAAUAGCACUUUCUGACUGCGUUAUUAUCAUCGGGCUCAGUUACACCUCCGUUUCUAUGCUUUAAAAAAAAAAGUAAUAAGUUCAGUAUUGGCUUGUAGUGUUUUUAGACAGUUUCUAUUACAAACUAUCCAGGUGACAGUAUUGACAGCCAGUCUGAGCUCAGUUUACAGUAUUUAUAUUCUGGAUCAAUUGUUCAUAAAUUGUCAAUAUGGCAAGGAAAAUUAACUCUCUUUGUAGGACUGGGAUGGAUUUCCUUUUUUGGAGGAUGGAUUUAAAAUCAUAACAGCAGAUAUGAAGCUUUUUUUUGGACUGGAUGACCUAACUUUAAAUUGAAUAUCCUCCCGCUCCCUUCAGCCUGGUGUCUCUUGGCUUACUGUGAUUGGCGACCGCAGGGCUCUUACUUAAGCCAUAAAGUGAAUAAUGUGCGAGCUCACCCACCCAUGCAGGAAAUGAACAGACAAGGAUCUUCUUGACCGAUAAAAAAAGAAAGGAUCACCCGCAUGAAUGCUUUAUAACAUAAAGCUCUAUUUUGUUAAUAUGUAUAUGUGUAUAUAUUUAUAAAUAUAUAUCGACAGAUCUGUUCCUUGAGUAUUUCCGAACAUUGAAAGAGGGAGUCUUCUCUGACCACCAAUAUCAGAGGGUUUCCUUUUUUUGCUAUUGACUUUAUAAAAUCAAUCAUGAUCAACCAGCAGAUUUAAAAAGUAUUAGCUUCUCAGCAGAUCAUGGGACCGCAAAAAAAAGAAAUACAAAAAAGUUGAAGACUUUAAACCCUCUGAAAUGUAUGUGUUGCUUAGCAGUUGUAUGUUGAAAAAGUGUAAUCAGGAAAUCAGCUUGUGACACAAUCACUGCUUUCUUUGUGCAUAGACUGUAAAAAAAAAGAAAAGAAAAAAAACACUUUGAAAAAAAGAUCUAUUUUUGUACAAAGGUAAUUUUAUCCCCUUGCUUGUGUACUCUGUUCCCUUGUCCUCCUGCGGGCUGUCGUAUACGUCGUGGAAAAGCUUAUUCAACAAGGCAAUUUUCAGAUUGAAAGUUUUAAAAGGUGCGAGGAGUCGUCGGCACCUCCUGUCGCCUUUACUUUGCCAUUUUCAACCUGCAAGACGGGAAAUGUCUUUUCAUUAUAUUUGUCCAUUUUUUUAAAAAGGCGAUGGAGUUUUUGGUCAUCUGUUCUUUGUGGGUUGUUCUCUGAUGUUCUAUCUUUCAUGGACAGAAAAAAUGGUUAUUAAAAAACUCAAAGUGAA
Molecule: messenger RNA, 5503 nt
Organism: Gymnodraco acuticeps
Lineage: Eukaryota; Metazoa; Chordata; Actinopteri; Perciformes; Bathydraconidae
Gene: rxraa
Product: retinoid X receptor, alpha a
Exons: 11
Coding region: 281-1792 (503 amino acids)
Biological process (GO): negative regulation of transcription by RNA polymerase II; anatomical structure development; retinoic acid receptor signaling pathway
Cellular component (GO): RNA polymerase II transcription regulator complex; nucleus
Molecular function (GO): retinoic acid-responsive element binding; nuclear steroid receptor activity; nuclear receptor activity
Source: RefSeq, a predicted model, not a curated record